Molecule: messenger RNA, 477 nt
Organism: Pneumocystis carinii B80
Lineage: Eukaryota; Fungi; Ascomycota; Pneumocystomycetes; Pneumocystales; Pneumocystaceae
Exons: 9
Coding region: 1-477 (158 amino acids)
Biological process (GO): response to oxidative stress
Molecular function (GO): glutathione peroxidase activity
Source: RefSeq, a predicted model, not a curated record
AUGAGUUUUUAUGAUUUAAGGCCUAAACUUAAUGGUCAGGAAUACGGUUUUGAUCAAUUAAAAGAUAAAGUUGUCUUGGUUGUGAAUGUAGCAUCUAAGUGUGGUUUCACAUCACAAUAUGAAGGCCUUGAGAAACUUUAUCAGAAAUAUAAAGAUUCCGGCUUUGAAAUUCUUGCAUUUCCAUGUAAUCAAUUUGGAAAUCAAGAACCUGGGACCAAUGAAGAAAUCGUUGAAUUUUGUUCAUUGAAAUAUCAAGUAACCUUCCCUGUUUUUGAUAAAAUUAAAGUCAAUGGAAAUGACGCUGAUCCUGUCUAUGUAUUUCUUAAAUCUCAAAAGAAAGGUUUACUUAACAUUUCAAAAAUAAAAUGGAAUUUCGAAAAGUUUUUAAUAAAUAAAUCAGGAGAAGUUGUAAACCGCUAUUCUUCUUUAACAAAACCAGAAAAUAUUUCUUCUGAUAUUGAAAAGCUUUUGGCUUAA